GCAUAUCAGUUGAGAAUCGGUAAAUGCACUCGACGAGAACUAGGACGCGGUCUGGAUGUCUGCCCUGUCGCAGCCGUCGCAGGAAAUGUGUGAUGAAAGACGCCCGCAGUGUCAACGCUGUCAAGCGCGUGGCUACAUCUGUCAGUGGGGCCUGAAGGCCUCUUUUCAUCCCUCCCGUAGCCUCCGGUUGUCAACUCCCGAGAGGGCAGCCCUCCUAGAAAUCGAGAAGGGACGGAAAGGACCCGCGACUGAUCUACAGAGUGAUAAUCAGAAGUCGUCACUGGAGCCUUCCGCACCAAUUAUUAUAGAUGAUACUGCAGAGGUAAUCAGGUAUUAUCGGGAGCCUUCCGAUGGCUUUUCACCGUAUAGCUCUGAUCCCCUACGCGAUGAGUCCCCGUUGCCUAAUGAGACAUAUCCGGGCGUCCCACGGACGGAAGAUGCUCAACUCACGCUCAAUAUCGCCUCAUAUGAUCCUGUCCGGGCGAACGCAAAUGCCAGAAGGUCGCUUGUUAACGAAGUCACUAUCGAAAGUCUGCUGUCCCCUGCGCAGUCAGGUAGUCUAAGCGAUAUCGGUGAGAACAGGCUGCGACAAGAUGAUCCAGUACAAGUGCGGCAGUUGGUAGACAGUCCUAGUUCAUAUGCGCUGCCGUUCUCUUUAGGACUGGCUGCGUCUCGGAAUGCGUCAUGGUUGCCGGAGCCCUCAAUGCCAAUAACAAGCGAGGAAAGUGCCCAUUUGUUCUCGUUAUAUCUCUAUGAGACUGGGACUUGGUGUGAGACCACUGAUUCGGAGAGGCAUUUCACACUGAGCAGUGUCCACCAGAUGCUGGCUUCGAAAUCGUUCCUUGCAUCGGCCAUUGCAUUGGCAUCGCGACAGCGAGAUGCCGUCCAAGACCAGCAAAGAUCACUGACACUCGAGCUGUAUCAAUAUACAAUUCAACUCUUACUCCGUCAGGAUCCGGAUGAAGCAAGCGCAGCCGUAUUGGCGACUUGCACUCUUCUUUGCGUCUACGAGAUGAUGGCGUCAUGUGUGUGGGAGUGGCGGCGUCACCUGAAGGGCUGUGCCAGUCUCUUGCAUUCUCGAAAAUGGAACGGUUCAUGUAGCGGAAUUGUAAAGUCCUGCUUUUGGGCCUUCGCUCGAAUCGACGUCUGGGCUGCCUUCAUUAGCUGCAAGCGGCUUCUCAUUCCUACUGACUCGUGGGUCGAUAAUAGUUCCAUUUCGUGGGUAGCAGCCAAUGGCACGCUUGAUGAUUAUUGCAACUUGGCAAUUCUCGUCUUUGCACGGAUCGUGAAUCUCCUAGCGGACGCCCAGCUUUGCCAUAGGGAUAGCGAUUCUGUGUACUACUCUUCCGUCAAAAACCUCUGGGACGAACUUCAAGAGUGGUGGCGCCUGCGUCCCAAAGAAGUUUGUCCCCUACUCAGGGAGACGCCGAUGGGCACGAACCCUUUCCCAGCCGUGAUAUUUUCCCGGUCAUCUUCCAUUUGUGGUAAUACCUUUUAUCAUGCUGGCUCUAUUUUACUCCUUCAAUCUGGCUGUCUCAGGAGAAGAGUCGAGACUUCUGACUCUAUAAUGAAUCCUGUCUGGCAUGCUCGUGAACUUGGCGGGAUUUCUGUUUCGAAUAUUUCACAUCCUAACUGGGUUAAUCAAUUACAACCUCUUUAUAUUGCUGGCACGGCGUUUUCGGAGAAUCACGUCAGCUUUUUCCAAAGCACAACCGGACGUGACCAGUCCACGCGGGUUAGCUCUCGCCUAGAGGUCCCUUGGGGCUGCCCGGUUCCUCCAGUAGCCGCAGAUAUAAGCGAAAAGUAUGCCUCUGAGAAGAUCGCGCUUCUAAAGCAAUUGGCAAGAAUUGAGUCUGAGACAGGCUGGAAAACCUCAGACCGGGCCUCGGAGUUGCGGAACCUCUGGGGAUUUCGGUAGGGAUGAGAAGUCAUUAUGGUCGGGUACAGGUUGCUCAGCGAAUGACAAUUGACCAAUGGCCCCAGGAUUGUAUUUAUGUAUCAGGAGGCACACUAUCUGAUAGCUUUUUUGAUGAACGCAAUCCAUGUAAGCCCCAGCCAAUCCAGGCAGCUCUUGAG
Molecule: messenger RNA, 2076 nt
Organism: Aspergillus welwitschiae
Lineage: Eukaryota; Fungi; Ascomycota; Eurotiomycetes; Eurotiales; Aspergillaceae
Product: Zn(II)2Cys6 transcription factor
Exons: 9
Coding region: 56-1918 (620 amino acids)
Biological process (GO): positive regulation of transcription by RNA polymerase II
Cellular component (GO): nucleus
Molecular function (GO): zinc ion binding; DNA-binding transcription factor activity, RNA polymerase II-specific; transcription cis-regulatory region binding
Source: RefSeq, a predicted model, not a curated record